Brettanomyces nanus is the source of this 3189-nucleotide messenger RNA. RefSeq lists its product as uncharacterized. The transcript has a single exon. Gene Ontology annotation, molecular function: 1,3-beta-D-glucan synthase activity. Lineage: Eukaryota; Fungi; Ascomycota; Pichiomycetes; Pichiales; Pichiaceae. The record is from RefSeq and is a predicted model, not a curated record. Gene Ontology annotation, biological process: (1->3)-beta-D-glucan biosynthetic process; fungal-type cell wall polysaccharide biosynthetic process. The coding region runs from base 1 to 3189 and encodes 1062 amino acids. Gene Ontology annotation, cellular component: 1,3-beta-D-glucan synthase complex; plasma membrane.
AUGGCGGAUUUCUUUGUUCGUAACUCUGAGGCAGAAAGAAGGAUUUCCUUUUUCGCACAGUCAUUGUCAACCUCUCUGCCUGAGCCCAUUCCUGUCGAAGCCAUGCCGACUUUCACCGUAUUGAUUCCACACUACGGUGAGAAGAUUCUUCUAACUCUCAAAGAAAUCAUUAAGGAAGAUCCUCUUUCAAAAAUGUCCCUUCUUGAAUAUUUGAAGCAAAUGUUCCCUCAUGAAUGGAGAUAUUUUGUUAGGGACACGAAGAUUCUCUCCUGUAAUGAAGAUCCCGAACAGGACUACAAUUUUGAAUCCGAAAAAGACUACAUCGAGAAUAAGAUCAACGAUAUGCCCUACUAUUGUGUUGGUUUCAAGUCUGAGAGUCCGGAAUACCUGCUUAGAACCAGGAUAUGGGCAUCGUUGAGAAGCCAGACUCUCUACCGAACUGUUUCUGGAUUCAUGAAUUACAAGAAGGCCAUCAAAUUGAUGCACCGUGUGGAAAACCCAGAAAUGAUCGAAUAUUUUGGUGGAUCGGAUAACUCUGAAGAGUAUCUCAAUGUCAUCGCUGCAAGAAAGUUUAGGCUGUUAGUUUCCAUGCAACGUCUUCAGAAGUUCUCUGCUUCAGAACGUGAAGAUUUACAGGUUCUGUUGAGGUCCUUUCCGGAGAUAAAAAUUUCUUGCUUGGAGUCUGAGGAGGAUCCUGAGCACGGGAGUGUUAAGUACUUUACUGUACUAUAUGAAGCUACCAAUGAUACCGAUGGAAAUCGACUAAGGCAGGUCUACAGAAUUGAGCUUUCCGGAGAUCCAAUUCUUGGAGAUGGUAAAUCGGAUAAUCAAAACAAUUCAAUUGUCUUUUAUCGCGGAGAGUAUAUUCAAGUCAUUGAUGCCAACCAGGAUAACUAUCUUGAGGAGUGUUUGAAAAUAAGAUCUGUUUUAGGUGAAUUCGAGGAUUUUGAAGUGGAUGAGAUAAGUCCUUAUGUUCACUCAGUGGCAAACAACUCGAAGGGGCCAGUUGCCAUUUUAGGUGCCAGAGAAUAUAUCUUUUCAGAGCACACAGGUGUUCUUGGUGAUGUGGCUGCCUCCAAGGAACAGACUUUUGGUACCAUGUUUGCGCGCACUCUUGCCGAGAUUGGAGCCAAGUUGCACUAUGGACAUCCAGAUUUCAUCAAUGCUAUUUUCAUGACUACAAGAGGUGGUAUCUCCAAAGCACAGAAAGGACUUCAUUUGAAUGAAGAUAUAUAUGCAGGAAUAACAGCUGUGUGUCGCGGUGGAAGAAUUAAACACUGCGAUUACUUUCAGUGUGGUAAGGGAAGAGAUCUUGGAUUUGGAUCGAUCUUGAAUUUUACCACCAAGAUUGGUAGUGGUAUGGGUGAGCAAAUGUUGUCAAGAGAGUAUUAUUAUCUUGGCACACAAAUGCCUUUGGAUAGGUUUCUUUCUUUUUAUUAUGCUCAUCCAGGUUUCCAUCUAAACAAUCUUUUUAUCAUGCUUUCUUUGGAGUUAUUCAUGCUUGUUGCAUUCAGCCUUGGAUCUAUGAAACACGAAUUGAUUAUGUGCCUGUACAACAAGAAUGUUCCUAUAACAGACUUGCAAAUUCCCGUUGGUUGUCAGAACAUGCAGCCUGUUUUAGAUUGGGUUACGAGAUACGUGCUUUCAAUCUUUAUCUGCUUCUUUAUAUCGUUUCUUCCGUUGGUGUUGCAUGAAAUCUCAGAAAGAGGCCUCUGGAAAGCCUGCGGACGUUUGUUUCUGCACAUUUGCUCUCUUUCACCUUUAUUUGAAGUAUUUGUAUGCCAGAUUUAUGCCACGUCUUUGAAGAAUGACAUUGUUGUGGGGGGUGCUAGGUACCUUUCCACGGGAAGAGGUUUCUCGAUCACUAGAGUCCCUUUCACAAGGUUAUAUUUAUCAUACGCACCCUCGUGUCUUUAUUCUGGAAUGAGGUUGUUUUUAGUGUUACUCUUCUCAGUAGUCACUAUGUGGCAGCCGGCUAUUCUCUGGUUCUGGAUUACUUUUGCUUCUCUUUGCUUUUCACCGUUCAUCUUCAAUCCCCAUAUGUUUUCAUGGACAGAGUUUUUUCUUGAUUACAGAGAAUUCAUAAGAUGGUUGAGUAGAACAGAUGCUAAGAGUGUUGAGAGUUCAUGGAUUGGCUAUAUUCGUGUAACACGAUCAAGAAUCACCGGUCUGAAGAAGUAUAGAAAGGGCACCGGUACCGGUCAGUUAGCCACAGCCAACUUCUCCAAGCCUCCUUUCAUAAACGUGUUCCUGGCGGAUGUGAUGAUCCCUUUCUUUCAGGCCGCUUUUAUUACGUCUGCAUAUAUGUUCAUAAAUGCGCAGAACGGAGUUCAGGAUUCAGUGGAAGCCAACUCACUAAUUCGUCUUCUUAUAAUCACAUUCGCUCCCUUUACAUUGAAUGCUGUUGUUUUACUAUGUGUUUUUCCAAUGUCAUGUGUUGCUGGACCUAUUUUAGGGCUUUGUUGCAGGAGGGUUCCCGCUGCACUAGCCGGCAUGACGCAUACUGUAGGCAUAUUCAUACAAAUAGUGCUUUUUCAAGUGAUUUGGAUCUUGGAAGGUUGGAACGUUGCAAGAUCAUUGGCUUGUUUUACCACAUCCAUCUUUCUACAAAGAUUUAUAAUUCAGACUGGGAAAAUCCUUUUUUUAAGUCGAGAACUGCGGGAGGAUUACGGAAAUAGAGCAUGGUGGUCUGGUAAAUGGAUUACGAAGGGAAUCAGCUGGAGAUACGUGAUUACACAACCAUUAAGAGAGCUUGUAGUGAAGACAUCCGAAUUGAGUCUUUUUGCAGCUGACUUCGCAAUCGGCCAUCUGAUCCUAUUCUGUUUGACACCAAUGUUAUUUGUUCCAUACAUUGAUCACUGGCACUCAUGUCUGUUACUGUGGAUUAGUCCAUCCAAAAGGUUGAGAGGCCCAAUUCAUACUACGUCCCAAAGAAGGAUUCGGAGACGCAGAGCUCAGAAGUACUUUGUGCUCUAUUUGAUAGUAAUGCUAUUGUUUGUGUUCCUCGUUGCUGCUCCCAUCAUUGUGGGUCUAAAGUAUGGGGAUUUUUUAAAUACAUUCAUUCCCGAGGAAAACUUCGGAUUAUUUCAGAUCAACCACCAAAAUAAUAAUGAUACAGGAGAGGCAGCUCCUGCUACUAUUCUACGUGCUAAACCUGCUGCACCAACGUUCAGUUCAUAUUGGAUUUAA